UUCAGCGGAGUGAUUCUCUCGCAGGCUCGGCGUUGUCUCCGGGAGCGCGCGGCGCGGCGGCAGUGCGCUCUGGGCUCACGGCAGCAUGGCCUCCUCUCAGGGGAAAGCGGAGCUGCGGCACGCGGACUGGAUGGCCACUUUACCGGAGAACCUGCACGCGUUGCCGCUCACCAACCUCGCCAUACCGGGUUCCCACGACUCCUUCAGCUUCUACAUUGACGAGGCGUCCCCGGUGGGCCCGGAGCAGCCGGAAACCGUGCAGAACUUUGUCUCCGUGUUCGGCACGGUGGCUAAGAAGCUGAUGAGGAAGUGGUUGGCCACGCAGACCAUGAACUUCUCCAGCCAGCUGGAGGCGGGGAUACGCUUCUUUGACCUCCGCAUCUCCACCAAACCCCGAGACCCCGACAACGAGCUCUAUUUCGCCCACGGCCUCUUCAGCGCCACCGUGCGCGAGGGUCUGGAGCAGAUCAGCACCUUCCUGGCCUCUCACGCCCGGGAGGUGGUCUUCCUGGACUUCAACCACUUCUACGGCGUUCAGAACCUGCACCACGAGAAGCUGGUCCAGAUGCUGAGAACCGUGUUCGGGGACCGGCUGUGCCCGGUGGUUUUCGCUCAGGAGGUCAGUCUGAAGUACCUGUGGGAGAAGGAGUACCAGGUGCUGGUCUUCUACCACAACCCCAUGGCCCUGGAGGUGCCCUUCCUGUGGCCCGGCCAGAUGAUGCCCGCCCCCUGGGCCAACACCACUGAUCCAGACAAGCUUAUCCAGUUCCUUCAGGCCUCGCUGACGGACCGCCGACGCAAAGGAACCUUCUUCGUGUCCCAGAUGGUCCUCACGCCCAAAGCUAGCACGGUCAUGAAGGGAGUGGCCAGUGGACUGCGGGAGACCAUCACAGAGAGAGCUCUGCCCGGAAUGAUGCAGUGGAUCCGCUCUCAGCGGCCCGGAGAGAGCGGUGUGAACGUCAUCACGGCCGACUUCGUGGAGCUGGGCGACUUCAUCAGCGCCGUCAUCACCCUCAACUACUACCUGGGCGACGAUGACGACGCCACCUGAGCCGCCCAGCGCUCUCUCUCUCUCUCCCUCUCCCUCUCCCUCUCCCUCUCCCCCUCCCUCUCUCUCUCUCUCUCUCUCUCUCUCUCUCUCUCUCUCUCUCUCUCUCUCUCUCUCUCUCUCUCUGUGCUGUCUGUUUUGUUCUGGAGGAAGCCGCCUUCCUCUCCGACGUUUUUAGGGCUAAUCAGAAUCUCCGGUUCGAGUCGGGAAAGCAGUGGGACGAUUUCCGGGUCUCAGCGCUGAGGACGGAGACGAAGGGAAAGGACUUAUGAAUUUGUGUGUGUGUGUGUGUGUGUGUGUGUGUGUGUGUUUUUCCAGCUGGAAGAGUAAAUGAUGAUGAUGAUGUUGCUUUCCUGCAUCCUGUCUGUCUCCCUAGUAAAAAUGACAGCGCGUCCCGUCGUUUAUCCCCCGGUUCUGCCUCCGAUCAGAGUAACAGUAACAUAUUAAACUCAUUUCAUGGGAACUUAAUGUCGUUUGUACAGUGGAUGUGAUGAUGACUCUAUAAUAGGCCUCUCUGCUGUGGUGUUGUGACUCGUAUGACUGUCAGUCUGUAAAUAUGUGUGUAAUCCGGUUGAGUUGAUUAUUAUUCGUCACGCCAGACAGCGUUUAUAUCCGCUGUCGGUUACUCUUCUGUACAUUCCUGCUUUUUUAAAGUGCUCCGGCUCUAGAGAAGCAUUCCUGUCGUGACCCUGCAGUUUUAUAUUUUCUUCACUUUUAUCAGAGGAGCACUUUUAUUACGUUUCCUUAUGCAUGGCGUCGACUCUGAAAUGACGUUCCUCGCAGUGCUUCAGUCUCGUGUCUCACAGUGAACUGUCCGUAAGAGAACGGGAAUCCGCCGUCUGGCUUCUCGAUCCCGUGUUUAUGGCGUGAAAACAUUUCAGUGGUCUAAGCCUCGACUGUCCUUUUCUUUGGGGUCAAUUUGACCCAGUUUAAUGUUUAACGUCUCUAAAUAAAUAAAUAAUUCACAUCAUGUUUUGCAGAGAAACAAAGCACUUGACACAAACUUGGAUAACAAACUCGGAACUCAAAUUGACCCCAAGAAUAACGUUGGUCCUCGUUCACCAAUCAAAGAAAUUUCCUCUUAAAUCCGACUUGCGCGGUUCUGACGAAGACUCUGACUCGCCAGUGUUCUCUACGUGGGGUUUGUUCUUGGGUAAGAACAGAAUCUACACACACUCGAGAACACAGAGGUGAGAACCGUUCUGCGCUUUAAGAUCACGACGUGAGACUUUUUCUUAACGGCCUUUCUCAAGAACACAGUCGAGAAGACACUUGGGGGGAUUCUGGAGAACGAGGCCCAGUGGUAGUACAUCAAAACAUCAAAUUCCCACAGAAGCCACCUGUUUGGCCGUGUUCAGACUGCAGGCAGAUCGGAUUUGUGUGUCCAGACAUCACCCGUCAUGGGUUGCCGUGGUAACGACGUAGGCGUCAGUAACUAUGUAGCUACGCUGGUGACGGGAUUUCAGGAGAUAUGGAGGAGCAUCAUCUCCCCUCCAGACUCCUCAGAAGUCUCAUCAUCAUCAAUCUCUGGAGCUCCUCCCGAAUCCCAGCUCUUCAUCACUCUGGAAUCCACGUCGACGCCAUUUGUCGACAAAAACGGCACUUUGAAAUCUGAUCUGACCGUCCAGAUUGUCCAGAGCGUCCAGACUGAGACGCAUCUGUUUCAUGAGUUAUUUAGCUGUCCAGACUAGCAAACAUCAAUCUGGAUACGACAGAAAUCAGAGUUGGGCUGUCAGUCUGAACAUGGCCUUACAGGUCACAGUACAUCCACGUCAAUGCUAAUACAAUGCUGGCGAAAGCUGAAUUUAAGGUUACAGGAAAGCCUCUUUUGUCUCCUUUUUAUCACCAGACCAAAGCAGUGAUGUCAUCACGCAGUCCUCUUCAUACGUCGCCCAAAGCGCUCCAACACGGCUGGUAAUAAAAAGGCAGACAAACUGGAACUGGGUUGAUUUGAGCGUUUACCAUGUUUGCAGUUCACUGUCUUAUGAAAUAGGCUUGUCAGUUCGUAAUGACCAUUCGCUGAGAUCAGGUGUCCAUGCGUGUGGAUGGAUCAUCAGGCAUUGUACGGUGUGUUGAUGCAUGUAGCUGCUAAUGUCCAUCAGUUCUCUGUAACAUUUCCAUUGGUCAGUGUUUUGCAGCUUCCAAAAAUGACUCAUAAAUCAUAAAUCUGGUGUAAAAUAAAUGUAAAUACUCCAACUGUG
This is a messenger RNA of Pygocentrus nattereri (red-bellied piranha), 3249 nucleotides long. RefSeq names its product phosphatidylinositol-specific phospholipase C, X domain containing 3 (gene plcxd3). The transcript has 3 exons. Bases 86 to 1051 code for a protein of 321 amino acids. Gene Ontology annotation, molecular function: phosphoric diester hydrolase activity. Gene Ontology annotation, cellular component: synapse. Lineage: Eukaryota; Metazoa; Chordata; Actinopteri; Characiformes; Serrasalmidae. Gene Ontology annotation, biological process: lipid metabolic process. The record is from RefSeq and is a predicted model, not a curated record.